AUGUCGGCCAACCUCACUAGUAGACAGGAAUUCUCUCCUUCCUGUCCCGCUGGAGGUACGUGGUGGUCAUGCGGCUACGGAACAUUCUUCGUAGGCUGCUGCGCAAGAGAUCCAUGUGAGAUCACCUGUGCACAAGGCAAUCUAUAUCCUGGAUCCUUUGACGCAGCUGCGUACGGGUUAUUCCCUGAUGCUACGUGCGGAACUGGAAGCAAAUUCUACACAUGCACUCCAGCUGAUGCUGACGGCGAUCUUGAACCCGCCAUCAUCAAUCGCCCGGACUUGCUCAGUGCCUACCACGCCACUGGCGGAUCUACAACAGUAUCCAGCGCUACACCGACAUCAUCACCAUCUUCAUCUACCGAAAGUGUAUCCGUAAAUGUAGCCAACGCACCAUCAUCCACAACUACACCUGGAUCAACGACUACAUCUCCAUCAGCCACUGCCUCAGCUCAAGCCGAAGACAAAAUACCAGUCGCUGCUAUAGCGGGUGGGGCAGCAGGUGGCGCUUUUGCGCUAGCCUUGGUCGUUGGAUUCGUGAUAUGGUUUAUAUGUUUCAGAAAAAGGAAAGGAAAGAACGAUGAGAAUGGAGAUGGAAUGGAGCGAAGACAAGACAUCCUACCUAUCGGCGGAAUGACGGAAAACCAACAAUCGCAACAACAUCAAAUACACAUACGAACGAAGUCAACCGACCCACCGCCAUCCUACACGUCCCCAACCCCAGGCUUCGACAAUACCUUUUACAGCCAACAAUCCCCUCUUAACCAGCACCCGCAAUCAUCUUAUCAUCCUCAAGAUCCGCGCUACAUAGCUUACGCACACCGCGACCCGAACUACGCCUCUAACAACCAUGCCUACCACGACCAUCCACACGACUGGCACCCACCACCCCAAGAACUCCCCCUCUCAAUUCCCUCGACCAUUCCUACACCAGCCCAAUUCCGAGCUCACAAAUCCAUGUACGGACAUGCAAGAGGACCUUCUGAACUAUCAGGCGACCAUCCAAGGAGUGAAUUAGACAGCGGAGGAGAACUAGAGCCGGAAUCGCCGGUAUUGAGUGGUAUUUGGCAAAAUGAGCAGGACUAUAUAGAUAGACACGUAGCGGGUCCGGAUACUCCACAGCAGAUGUGGAUGGCGCCUCAGGAUUGGGGAUCCCGGAGUACUAAAUCUACAGCUCUUAACCAGCAGAGACCUGGAGAACGGACAGGAGAAGUCGAGUCAAGUGAUUUUAGAGGACCGCAGGGCUUGGGUGUGUUGGACGAUACGUCGGAGGGAACUGAUAGAAUGGAGGGGCACAGAGCGGAGCGGAGAGAUGUGGGAAAGAGAAGGAGAGGCGAUCAUCACGCUUUGUGA
Alternaria atra is the source of this 1350-nucleotide messenger RNA. RefSeq lists its product as uncharacterized. The coding region runs from base 1 to 1350 and encodes 449 amino acids. NCBI's taxonomy places the organism in Eukaryota, Fungi, Ascomycota, Dothideomycetes, Pleosporales, Pleosporaceae. The record is from RefSeq and is a predicted model, not a curated record. The transcript is spliced from 4 exons.